GGCGUCCUCGCGCGUUGUCCAUCUCACAGGAUGUCCCUGCGAUGGGCCAUGGCGGUAGUCGCGCCGUCCGGCGACUCUGGACGCGCACACGCGAUGUUGCUCAGACGGCCCCGCACCAAGACUUGCCGCCGACCUCACGCCUCGUCGCCGCCCCCGCGGCGGUUCUAAAUCUCACGACACGCUCCAGCGAACCAGGCCGCAUGCACCCCGGCAGCCUCGUCGCAUUCGGAGCCGACGAAAAUCGGGCGAUUUGCGUCGAUCUCAUGGGCAACGGCCGAACUCGCCACCGCAUUCCGGCUCGUGCACGCAUCGUGGUGCGGCGCCGUUUGGCACAGGCAUCGCUGUAUGCUCCCGCUGUCGAUCCCGCUCGCCGCAGAACGCCCGGGGGCGAUUGCGCGUGCACGGCGGCGCCGGCGGUCGUCCCGGGACGACUAUUCGCGACCUCGCGUGGCGAGCGCGGCCUCGCGACCUUCGUCGAUGACGCGCCGCACUUCCAUGGACCAAUACGCGUACGCUGACGACGUUUCGUCGCGAUCCGAGCAGAAAAUAUUUGGAGUGCGUCGGGCGAUUUCAUUGGCGAAAAACAUAAACCCGGCGUCCCGGCCCUCCUGCUCGGCGUAUCGCUCCGAAACUUGGCACGAGGACGCCCGUACACGAUUGCUAUCGUUCGCCGUCGCGUUCGAGCGCGUCCGGACGAUUUCAUUUUCGGGUGUGUUUGUGGUCCGGCGGGGUCGACCGCAUCUCCAUGCGCGUCGGCACUCCCUGACGCGAACUCCCGACUCGGCGGCACUGCAGGGACAUCUCAGGUGCACCGCACACGCGGCGCUGUGGUCACCUCCGCGUACGGAUGCGUCGCGGGCCGUGACGUCGUCGUCGUCACCGUCGUCGUCGCCUGGCGGCGCGUUCGGCUGCCCGCCCGCGUUUGGCGCCGCCAAACGCGACGGCGUUGCACGAACGCCUGCAGGACGGUUCCUCGUCGGGGGACGUGGCCCGCGAGCGAGUACGCGCCGCGACGGAGAAGACUGCCUGCGGGGCUGAAGACACUGGCAGGAGCCGCGUCCGCCCUCGAUCUCGUCCUUCGCGAACGUCAUCGUCAGCUCGCCCGCUGCGGAGAGCGUCUCUACAGGCCCACAGCGACGCCACGAGCGCUGCUCGAGGCACGGCACGAGAGGAGGGGAGAGGGCUGUGACGUCGGGUUGCACCUACGUAGGCAGCACCGCGCCGAACGAGCCCUCGCUCCCCGCUCCCCCACGUCGAGUGCCGCGCCAGGCUGUGCGGCUGUCUGUAGUACCUGUAUCUACAUCUCGAUGUUCAUCGGUCCGCGCCGCCCGCCUGCCGUCCCGUCCCUGCGCCCCUCCUGUACCGCUCGCGCCGUCCGCGGCGCCGGUCUGUUCCUGCGGGAGACACGGGAGGUGAGCCGACAUGUACCGUACCGCCCUCUCGUCGCGCGAUGCUCACCAUCUCGUGCCAGAUGGCACUCUGCCUCGCG
Trametes versicolor FP-101664 SS1 is the source of this 1489-nucleotide messenger RNA. RefSeq lists its product as uncharacterized. The annotation marks the transcript as partial. The transcript has a single exon. The record is from RefSeq and is a predicted model, not a curated record. Lineage: Eukaryota; Fungi; Basidiomycota; Agaricomycetes; Polyporales; Polyporaceae.